AGUUUACAUGUCCCUCCACAGAUCACCUGACACCGCUGAGGUCACACCCAAUCUCCACCCUCAGACCAGGGAGGCACAGUUGAGGCCUGAGAGGAGAGAACCUCCCACCACAUGUCUAAGUCAGGAGACAUGACAACAGAAGUUCCCUGGCAAAACUAGGGGUUAUGGUGUCCCGACUCCCAGCAGCACCAAAAUCCGGAAUGGAUCCCACAGAGUGACACGUGCACGUAAAGUGCGAACCUUUACUAGCUCCGCCCUCCAGGGGCGACGCUCCGCUCUUCGUGGCCAGCUUUUCUGGAGACAGAUGUAAAUAGGGAAAUCCAUGAUCACUGCAAGCGCCAAACUCCCCCCGAGACCUCGCCCCCAGUCACAUCCUGACUACUAUAAUUUAUAUCCCUCAACAGUAGGAGGUGGGUUGUCAGGAGUGGUCUGCCUACAACUGUAAGAUAACAAAACCUUCUGCAACUUUCAAUAUUACUGCUUGCUAUCAGUGAGUAAAAUCAUUUUUUAUAUUCAGAACCUGCUCACACAACUGAGGGUUUGUUACAGUGUGUCAGUGAAGACAAUCCACUGUGAGCUGGACAUCGGUCCCCACUGUCCUGGACUUUGGGCUCUUGUCUACAUUGAGCAGGACUGUGUGUUCCCAUUCACUGACUGCAAACUGUGGGAAUGGUGAGGAAUUUACACACAGUCUGUCAUGGGAUUUUGUUUGCUGUUGCAGUGGCCCCUGUGGCCACCUAUCAGGUCCUGUAGGGGCCCAAUAUAUCCCUGGACUCAGGGUCUCUACACUGCAUGCACCAGUACAGAUAGAUUUCCCGGAAUGCGCCCCUCGCCCCCCGUCCGUACAUUCACCCGUAGCAUGCCUGCAGCUCAUUGACUCAUAUGGGAACCAUUUGUAUUGUGCAAGUCAGCUGUGUUAGCACAUUACAGGAGAGAUACAAGCGCCCCGGGGCCCCACAAGCCCCAACAACAACCUCCCCACCGGGCCCCAUCAUGUGUCAACACAAGGGCCAGGAGCAUCUGUAGAUAAUCUGUGGCCUACAUGUGUCUAGCAUCCCAGAGCGUUACACCUCAAACCUGAUGUCGGGGGCCCAUCAUGCUGCAGCCCACCAGCGAUCAGGACAGCGGUUAUGGUGAAUUUCUUGAGUCGCCCUCAUCCCUGUGGAGCCUGGUGGAGGAGCAGGUGCCCCGGAGCGAGAGGGCCGAGAUCAAGAGGAUUCUGGGAGACGCCGCUGUAGACCUCAGCCUGGACCUACAUGCAGAGGUCGAGGUUCUCCUGGAGCUGUGGAGAGACGCCCGAUCCUCCUGUCCAUCCGCCGUCCAGAGCUCCCCCUCCAGCGGCUCCAUCCUGGCCGACCCCCCGCUGAUAAAGGACAUGGUGACCCAGGAGAUCCGAAUGCUGCUCCUCAGUGUGAGGACGAAGGCUCGGCACCAGGGACUAGACGAGGACCAGGCUGUGUCUAAAUACAACCCCAGGGUGGUGAGCUUUGUGAUCGGGACAGCGGGGAGGCCGGAGAGCAGAGCAAGGAGCAGCGAAAGCAGAUUGAGUCGCCCACCAUCAGGGUGCAGAGCUGUCAAUGAGCGGUCCUUCUCCUCGCUCUCCACCAGCUCCGGAAUAGAAGACGACCUGGAGGAAUUGAAGGACAAGCUGCAAAUAUCUCACAUUGAUGAAGUGAUACUUCACCUUCGGUCACUUCUGGAAGACGAGUGCCGGACCCUAGAAGCAGAUGUGAUCACCCUGCAGCAUCGUCUGGAGGUGGAGUGGCGGUACGCGGAGGCGCUGCAGGCGGAGCCAUCGCUCACAGAGCUGAAGGAGGAGAGAAGAAUCCUGGAGAGGGACCUGCAGCUCGCCCAGUUACCCGCCCCCAAGAUGGCGUCUAGUGGAAAACCAAACAUUGCGAGCUGCAGGUUGUUGGAUAUGGGAAGAAGACGGCAAAACGCUGGCUGUAUAUUGUCCCUGAAAAUGUCAAGUAUCCCGGAUCUACAGUAUGACCGCCCCCUGACUCCAUGCCCUCCAGAUCCAAGGCUGAAGAAUCCUCAGGGGAGGCCUGGGGCCCUAUCCUGUGCUGCUGCAUAUCCAGUGAAGGGUCCUGAGGAGCCAGGACUGAGCUCCCCUCAUCGAUUCAUACAGGAGCGGACAUCCAGGGUCUACUCUCCUCUGUGCAGAGACCCGCGGGGGAGGGGCACAGUGCGACCUCCAAGCCUCCCAGCCAAUGGAAGAGCGGCUUUCACUUACGAGGCGAGUCCUGCUGCAGCACCAGCCCCCCCUGGGAAUACUCUGCUUGUCCCGCUACCUCCCAAAGUACAGAGACCACCCGGCAGCUCUGGCCCAGCUCCAGCUUUCCGCAGAGUAAGGGCUCACGUGAUGAAUCUGCCCCCAUGAGAGGAGACCAUGGAAGGGAAAGUGACAACCAUCAUGGCCGCCGCUCUGGAAGGUGGUGCACACCGUGUCCGGGGCCUUCUCCGCUGGUGUCUCCGCCACUGUAGACCGCAGGCUGCUGCUAAUAAGCUACCAUGACGUAUAACGGCCCGACAACCUGACGGACCAGGAGAUACGCCCUGUACAGUCGUUUAAAGGGACGCCUCCGUCAGAAGGGGGUGUUCUUUACAAUUAAUAUUUAUGGGUUUUUCUAAAGAACUUUUGUCGUUUUUUUCUUUUUCA
Messenger RNA from Bufo bufo (common toad), 2662 nucleotides. RefSeq names its product coiled-coil domain containing 24 (gene CCDC24). The coding region runs from base 1097 to 2383 and encodes 428 amino acids. NCBI's taxonomy places the organism in Eukaryota, Metazoa, Chordata, Amphibia, Anura, Bufonidae. The record is from RefSeq and is a predicted model, not a curated record. The transcript is spliced from 10 exons.